AUGAGCCAGAGGAAGGUGCCGGGCCGAGCGGGAGCCAGGGUCAGGGGGGUCGGCAACGGGAACGCAGGGAAACCAGGCUGCUCGGGCCGAGCGGCCGCCGGCGGCCCGAAAGGCCAGGCGGGGAGAGGAUCCAAGGAGGAGGUACUGCGGGAGAGCAACAGUCCCGCAGCAACCCGCCUGAAGCACGGCGGCAGCCCCGGGGGGGAUGUGGGGAAGAGCGGGGGCAGUAAGGCAGGGGACGGCAGGAGGACGGGCAGCGGGGUCCGGGGGAAGGGGAGGGCGGCUGCCGGGGAUAGCAGCAAUGUCCUCGGCGGCAGAAGGGCCGCGGAGCUGAACAAAGUGCUGCGGAAUGUGGUGGAAAACCUGAGGAUCAAGUCGGUGCAGAAAUCCCGGGCAUCGAGACAGGUCAAUGAGGUGGUGGAUCACUUACUGCGGUACAUCCGGAGGGAAUCUGGAGGUUGUUUCUCUGACAUGGAGAAGUUAUCGAGCGGCAGCUACUACGAGAACGUGAAGAUUUCAGAACCAAAUGAAUUUGACAUAAUGAUCGUCAUCCCUAUUAAAAGAAUUGAGUUUCUGGAAGUGGAUGCUGAAGGUGCUUUCUACCAAGUGACAUUUAAGAGAAAUCCAGGUGCCAACCCCCUCAGUCAGUUUGUUUGCAAUGACACACUAUCAGCUGAAGAAAUGAUCUGUCACCUCAGGAAACUCAUCAAAGAAGGGGCAAAAACUCUGUCAGAAUACAAUAUAAAAUUGGAAAGAAGAAAGCCAGGAUGUCCUGCUGUGACCCUUCAGAUUGAGGACAAGGAAUAUGGGCCAAUCUCACUGGACAUGGUUUUGGCCCUGGAGGUUCAUUCACAGAGCUGGCCUAGCAGCACCACUGACGGCCUAAAGAUUGAAGAUUGGCAGGGAAAGAAAGUCAGGAAAGAAUUCAGAAUGAAGCCAUUUUACCUUGUACCAAAGCAUCCACUUAACCUGGCAGAAGGAACACGCGGUCAAUCACAGAAAGAAAUGUGGCGGAUUUCAUUCUCACAUAUUGAGAAGAUGAUGCUCCUGAACCAUGGCAGCUUAAAAACUUGCUGUGAAAAUGGAUCAUCUAAAUGUUGCAGGAAGCCCUGUCUGAAGCUUUUGAAAAACCUCAUCCAAAAACUUAAGGAGAAGAAUCCUCGCAUUCUGGCAAAUGUCUGUUCGUACCAUGCAAAAACAACGCUGCUGCAUGCCUGUGUCAAAAGACCUAAAGAUGAAUUGUGGCCUUUUGAAGAACUUGAUACCUGCUUUCUUCAGCUGGUGGAUGACUUCAUCGAACACCUGAAGACAUCCAACCUUCCUCAUUUUUUCAUUCCUACCUACAAUCUGUUUAACCCUUCUGUAUUUGGUACAAAAUGCAGGGAAACACUGUUGCGUCUAAUUGAAAAUGAAAGGAAGAAUGACUUUCCAAUCUUCUGAAGGCCCAAUUAACUGCAUAACAGUCACUGAUGAUUCAGUUUGAGAGAAACACAGAUGGUAGGAGAAGUUUGGUUUAAAAGUAACCUCUGGAAUCCUGAACUAAAUGCAUACCGAAUACAGCACAUAGGUAAGGAAGCUAUGCAAAAUGUUUUUAAGUCACUGGUUAAACCUUAAGCUGGAGAACUGUGUUAGUCUUAGUGAGUGUGCAGAGAUUUACAGGAACAGUGCUUUGGAUGAGGGACACAAGUGGUGCAGAGAAACUGAACAAGGUGGAAUUAUUCUCACAAUAGCAGAAUGGGUUAUGAGAAUGGGUAUGGAAUGAACUGCCUGAGCAAGUGGUGGAGGCUGGUACAAUUGCAGCAUUUAAAAGGCAUCUGGAUGGGUAUACAUAUAUGUAUAUAUAGGAAGGGUUUAGAGGGGUAUGGGCCAAGAGCUGACAAAUGGGACUAGAUUAAGUUGGGAUAUCUGGUCGGCAUGGGCGAGUUAGAUGGAAGAGUCUGUUCCAUGCUGUACAUCUCUAUGACACCAUAAGGACAUCGCUGUCUAUGAUGUCCAAUCAGGGUUGCAGGUUUCUACUGUGCAUCUUCAUGUGACUGACCAGGCUGAUGCUCACAGGCACAAAGGGCAGGACCUUCUAGUGGCACCCUGGAGGAGUGCAACAUUUGUUUCCAUUUCUCUGAAGCAUUUUGCUUCAUCAUGAAUGAUCCAAAGUGUGCUGUUGCCAUUUUGAAUGAGUGGAAGCAGUCUCUUCUCAGUCAUUAAUGUCAAAUGCCAUCAAGCUUCUGAGUGUCUUUGUAGUGUUUUCUUUGUCCUCCCAGAGCAUUGCUGUUUGAGAGAUGGGGAAAUAUAUCCUGAUGAUCCCUGUCAGGCAUCCAGACAGUGUCUGAUCCAUUGUGGUUGAUUUUUGCACAUAUUUUGAAUCUUUAUAGAGCUGGCCUCAAAGAGGAUACAAAUUUUCUUUUGAGUUGUCAGUUUUUCAUUAUGCUAUUGUGUUUACUGCUGUCAUUAAUUUAUAUUGAGAUAAUGCAGAUUCUUAUCUUUGUCACAAGAUGGUUGAGAAAUAAAUAUCCAAAUUUCCUGAGCUACCUCUGUGAACCAUAGAAAAGAGCCUGCUUUCUGUUUGUUGUACUGAAUGUAUCAGGUUUAGCUUAAAGUAACAUAUCCUGAAAAUGUUCAGUAUUCUACACAGUAUUGGAAAAACAAAUGUUACCGUAAGAAUCGAUUCACCAAAAUAUGCUUUUAUACUUUUUAAUUUGUUAAUAUAAACCAAAAGGAGACAAGCAGGAGGCUGGAAGAACACAGCGAGCAAGGCAGCAUCAGGAGGUGGAGAAGUCAACGUUCUGGGUGUAACCCUUCUUCGGGACUGGGUGUGAGUGGGGAGCUGAAGAUAAAGGGGCAAGGUAGUGAAGUGGGGAUAGGUGAAGACAGGAUAAGAGUACGACCUGGUUGGUCAAUGAGAGGAAUGAAUCUUGUUGGUGGCAGGGAGGAUUUGAAGAGAGGAGGAAGGGCUUGGAAGGGAGUCAGGGAUGGGAAGAGAGGUUAUUUCCAAUUUUCUAACUUCAAAUAACUUCCCUUCCCAUUCCCCUGACUCCCUUCCAAGCCCCUCCCUAUCCCUUCCACUGCUCCCUGCCACUAACAGGAUUCAUUCCUCCCAUUGACCAACUGGGCUGUACCCUCUACCAGUCUUCAUUUAUCCCCACUUCACCACCCUGCCCCCACCACCCCUUUCAUCUGCAGCUUCCCGUACACCCACCCCCAGUCCUGAAGGAGGGUUAUACCCGAAAUGUUGACUUCUCCACCUCAUGAUGCUGCCUGGCUUGCUGUGUUCUUUAAACCACCUACCUGUCUACUUUGGAUUCCAGCAUCUGCAGAUUUUGUCUUUCAGAACAAAAAGGAGCAGGGAUCAACCAUCACUUCUGUUACAAUCUUGCCAGUUUGUUUAUAUAAACUUAAGAUUUCAACCCUAAAUUGUUUAACAUUAACGAAUGAGGAA
Molecule: messenger RNA, 3433 nt
Organism: Hemiscyllium ocellatum (epaulette shark)
Lineage: Eukaryota; Metazoa; Chordata; Chondrichthyes; Orectolobiformes; Hemiscylliidae
Product: cyclic GMP-AMP synthase-like
Exons: 5
Coding region: 1-1440 (479 amino acids)
Biological process (GO): negative regulation of double-strand break repair via homologous recombination; cellular response to exogenous dsRNA; paracrine signaling
Cellular component (GO): site of double-strand break; nucleus; cytosol
Molecular function (GO): 2',3'-cyclic GMP-AMP synthase activity; double-stranded DNA binding; chromatin binding
Source: RefSeq, a predicted model, not a curated record